AUGGGUAUUCAUGGUUUAAUUAAAGUUAUUGGCGAUCAUUCCCCUAAUGCCAUCAGACAUAAUGAAAUCAAGAAUUACUUUGGGCGUAAGGUUGCUAUUGAUGCCUCAAUGUCAAUAUAUCAGUUCUUAAUCGCGGUGAGACAACAGGAUGGUCAGCAACUGACCACCGAAUCGGGAGAGACAACAAGUCAUUUAAUGGGUAUCUUUUAUCGAACAAUUCGAAUGGUUGAACAUGGUUUAAAACCUUGCUAUGUCUUUGACGGAAAACCGCCAACCUUAAAAUCUGGUGAACUUGCGAAACGACUUUCCCGGAGGAAAGAAGCGAAUGUUAACCUUGAAGAAGCACAAGAAUUGGGUGAUGCUGCCGACAUAGAUAAAUUCCUUCGACGAACUGUUAAAGUUACUCCAGAACAUAAUUCUGAAUGUAAAAAGCUAUUAAGCUUGAUGGGAAUUCCAUAUGUCGAGGCACCAUGCGAAGCUGAAGCUCAGUGUGCCGUUAUGGCUCGUGAUGGAAAAGUUUACGCAGCUGCGUCCGAAGAUAUGGACACAUUGACCUUUUCGUCCCCAAUAUUAUUAAGACAUUUAACUUUUAGUGAAGCUAGAAAAUUACCGAUUGAUGAAAUUCACCUAAGUAAAGUGUUGGGUAGUCUCGAUUUCACAAUGAAUCAAUUUAUAGAUCUGUGUAUUUUAUUGGGUUGUGAUUAUUGUGAUUCUAUUAAAGGCAUCGGUCCACAUAGGGCGAACCUUGAUGCUAAAAAAUAUCCAAUUCCAGAAGACUGGAAGUUUGAAGAAGCUCGAGAGUUAUUUCUUAAUCCAGAGGUUCUAGAUCCAAAAGGGAUCGAGCUCAAAUGGAAAGAACCUGAUGUUGAAGGAACAGUAGAAUAUCUAGUUCGCGAAAAAGGAUUUAGUGAAGAUCGUGUAAGAAAAGGAAUCGAUAAGCUUGAGAAAAAUUUUAAGAUCGCCACACAAGGAAGGUUGGAUAGCUUUUUCACAACGUUACCAAGCGAUCCAAAAGUUCCUUCUAAACGAAAGAAUGAAGGUGAAAAGGCAAAAUCAACGGUCAGUAGACCAAAAGCUAAGCGUGGAAGGCCAAGGAAAUAA
Molecule: messenger RNA, 1101 nt
Organism: Funneliformis mosseae
Lineage: Eukaryota; Fungi; Glomeromycota; Glomeromycetes; Glomerales; Glomeraceae
Source: the annotation of a GenBank genome assembly